This is a messenger RNA of Peromyscus eremicus (cactus mouse), 797 nucleotides long. RefSeq names its product regulator of G protein signaling 8 (gene Rgs8). The record is from RefSeq and is a predicted model, not a curated record. The transcript has 6 exons. Bases 181 to 723 code for a protein of 180 amino acids. Lineage: Eukaryota; Metazoa; Chordata; Mammalia; Rodentia; Cricetidae.
AGAGCUCCUUAACCCUCAGCCUCUCUGACCAUCCACUUGGCAAAGACCCGCAGGCCAUGAGGACCGGUCAACGACAGUGAGAGGACGUGAGAGGGUAAAUCCUUGAACCCCGCACUCUUAUUUCCUGCCCUGACGUCCCUGCAAGCCAGCCCAAGGGGGUAACCAUAAGCGGAUGCCUGUAUGGCUGCCUUACUGAUGCCACGCAGGAACAAAGGCAUGAGGACUCGACUGGGCUGCCUGUCACACAAAUCGGACUCCUGUAGUGACUUCACAGCCAUUCUUCCCGACAAACCCAACCGUGCUCUCAAGAGACUCUCCACAGAAGAAGCGACGAGGUGGGCAGAUUCCUUUGACGUGCUCCUCUCUCAUAAGUAUGGGGUGGCGGCCUUCCGUGCCUUCCUGAAGACGGAGUUCAGCGAGGAGAACCUGGAGUUCUGGCUGGCCUGUGAGGAGUUCAAGAAGACCAGGUCGACGGCAAAGCUGGUCUCCAAGGCCCACAGGAUCUUUGAGGAGUUUGUGGAUGUGCAGGCUCCGCGGGAGGUGAAUAUCGAUUUCCAGACCCGAGAAGCUACGAGGAAGAAUGUGCAGGAGCCAUCCCUGACUUGUUUUGACCAAGCUCAGGGGAAAGUGCACAGCCUCAUGGAGAAAGACUCUUACCCCAGGUUCCUGAGGUCCAAAAUGUACUUAGAUCUGCUGUCCCAAAGCCAGAGGAGGCUCAGUUAGACCUCGGAUGGAGACUCUCGGAAGUCACCGGCUUUCCCUGCUCCUUGCUGCCAAGACCAUAUUCUAACGUGAAA